Messenger RNA from Boeremia exigua, 1401 nucleotides. RefSeq lists its product as uncharacterized. The transcript is spliced from 2 exons. The record is from RefSeq and is a predicted model, not a curated record. Lineage: Eukaryota; Fungi; Ascomycota; Dothideomycetes; Pleosporales; Didymellaceae. Bases 1 to 1401 code for a protein of 466 amino acids.
AUGCGCGUUCUCGGGCUGUCACUCGUUCCGUUCCUGCUCUCGUCGGCGCUGGCGCAGGACGACCUCGACUUCGACUUCGCCGGCUGCAGCAAAGCGGACGCCCCGCAGAAGUGCUCGGAGACGAUCGACGGCGUCGUCCCAGUGACACCCGGGCGGGCGUACUGGUCGACGAUCGCAUGCAAGGACUGCCCCUACGCCGAGACGAGGAAUGCGGAGGACGACGGCAAGCCGGAGACCCGCGUCACACACGGCGACCAGGAGCUUUUCUUCAACGUGACCCUCGCCAACGACACUCGCUCGCUGUACCUCAACGGCAAGAAGAUCUUCCCGCUGCUCGCCACGAUCCCCAGCCCGCCGCACAUCGCCGUCCCGCUGCUCCACCCCGGCGUCUCGUACACGAACCUCUCCGCCGCCGCCGCCUGCUCCGACCCGACCUGCACCGGCAAGAUCAGCUCCGACUGCACAGAAUGGUGCGCCCUGCCCCUCGCCCGCAUGUUCGCCGACUUCUCCUACUCGGCCCACAUCCAGCGUGAGGAGGCUGACGCCGGCAUCCGCUACUGGGACGUCGUCUUCGACCCUGUCGGCGGCCGCAGUGCCGUCGCCAGCGCCAGCACGCCGGCCUGGAAGCUCGACGACCCGGACCGCAAGGCGCUGCACAUCGUGGUCGCGGGCCAGCUCGUGCGUGGCAAGACGAUCAAGAAGCACAACUCGCAGGACGGCGGCCUGUUCGGCUCCUCCAGCGACGGCGAGGACUACGAUCUUGAGAUCGCCAAAGUCGAGCACGUGAUGCGGCGCUUCGAGUUCGCCUCGCCCUCGCUGGGCUUCUUCGGCACCAUCAGGCGCUUUUUCGGCGGCGACGUGUGGAAGGCCGAGGGCGAGCUGGUGUACCUCAGCGACGAGUGGAGCGUCUGGGGCAAGAAGGGCACGCUGCGCAACUGGGUCGGCCGCGUCUUCCACUCGACCUUUGUCGGGCUGGUGUUCAUCAUCCUCGGCAGCAUCGUCGGCGGCUUCAUCGCCCUGCGCAUCGUGCACAGCCUGUGGCUGUUCGCCAAGCAGCAGAGCGGCCUCGCGCGCUGGAAGGGCAUCGACGCCGUCUACAGCCAGCUCAACCAGGACCGCAGCGACGACGACGACGACCACUGGGACGAGCAAGGCCAGUGGAGCGAGCACGGCCAGUGGAGCGAGCAAACCCCGUGGACCUCACGCGCGCACUUCACCGACCGCUCCCCCGCCACCACGCCCUCCACGACCUCCACCGCCGACUUCCGCAGCGACUACAGAGACUCGUUCGACUCGGCGCCGCGCGCAAGCUCUGCCUGGCAGGCCGAGCGCAUGAAGCCGCUGCCCACCAAGCCGCUGCCCGAGAAACCGCUGCCGUCGGAGCCGCUCAUCGAUACCUGA